Molecule: messenger RNA, 531 nt
Organism: Striga asiatica
Lineage: Eukaryota; Viridiplantae; Streptophyta; Magnoliopsida; Lamiales; Orobanchaceae
Source: the annotation of a GenBank genome assembly
AUGAACAAACUUUCCUCCUUCCCAUUACUCUCAUUGCUCUUCGUCGUCUCUAACCUAAUCGACCCCUCGUUCUGCGACUCGGCCGCGACUCAAAGGUUAAUCAAAGAUGUAUGCAUACACACUUCGGACUAUAAUUGGUGCACAAGCAUUCUCAGUAGAAACCUCGUUUCACCAGACUCGAGCCUCCAAGACAUCACGAAGCUAACAAUGGAUAUAGCCGUAAGCGCCGCCAAUUUCACUCAUUCGACAAUCCGGAGUUUGGAGACGAUCGUGAAAAGGCCGAACGUGAAACAACUCUUAGUGGGGUGCGAAGGUAAUUACAACACAGUUGUAACGUACUUGGAAUUCGCAAAGAGCGCGGCUUACUCAGGAUCUUUCGAAGUGAUCCCGACUUGGAUAUUUAACUCGAAUAAGCAUGUUUAUUUCUGCCAAAACAAGAUCAAGAAUGUGGUUCCUCUCAUUUUUAAUAUGAACAAGAAAAUGAGGGUCUUGUUUUCUAUGGCAACAUAUGAAGCACUAGGAAUUCACUAG